Molecule: messenger RNA, 816 nt
Organism: Budorcas taxicolor (takin)
Lineage: Eukaryota; Metazoa; Chordata; Mammalia; Artiodactyla; Bovidae
Product: vomeronasal type-1 receptor 4-like
Biological process (GO): G protein-coupled receptor signaling pathway
Cellular component (GO): membrane
Molecular function (GO): pheromone receptor activity
Source: RefSeq, a predicted model, not a curated record
AUGGCUGGCAGCUUUUUCAUAAUAGGCAUGAUCAUCUUAACACAGACCGUAGUUGGAAUCCUGGGGAAUUUCUCACUCCUUUGCAGUUAUAUCGUCCUUCACGUCACGGGUUACAGGUUAAGGUCCACAGAUUUGAUUCUUAACCACCUGAUUGUGGCCAACUCCUUGGUCCUCCUCUGUAAAGGGGUCCCCCAGACAAUGGCAGUGUUUGGGUGGAAGCAUAUCCGCAGUGAUUUUGGCUGCAAACUUCUCUUCUUUCUGCACAGAGUGGGGAGGGGAGUGUCCAUCGGUAGCAUCUGCCUCUUGAGUGUCUUUCAGGCGGUCACGAUCAGUCCCUGGAACUCCAGGUGGGCAGCACUGAAAGUAACAGCCCCCAAGUACACUGUUCCCUCUAUUUUCCUGUGUUGGAUCCUGCAAAUGCUGGUAAAUGUUAUUUUUCCUAUCUAUAUAACUGGCAAAUGGAGUCACAAUAACAUCACAGAGGAAAGAGAUUUUGGCUGCUGUUCUACUAUUCUUACUGACCAGGAGAAUAAAAAAACCAAAGACGCCUUGUAUGCAGCAUUGCUGUCAUUCCCUGAUGUUUUAUGUUUGGGGCUCACGCUCUGGGCCGGAGGCUCCAUGGUUCUCAUCCUGUACAGACAUAAGCAGCAGGUCCAGCACAUUCGUAGGACCGACGGCUCCUCCAGGUCCUCCCCUGAGUCCAGAGCUACUAAAACCAUCCUUCUCCUGGGGGGCACCUUUGUCUACUUUUAUACUCUUUCCUCCAUCUUUCAAGUUCUUUGGCUCUUUUUGUUCAGCCCAGCUGGUUCUUUGUGA